UCGCUCCAGAGUAAUUCUACUACUCUCGCUCGCAUUGGCCCCCUAUUUUUGUCGUUGGCUGGACGCGACUGCUGAACAAAAAACUCAGUCUAACCUAUCAACAAACAGAUAAUGGGUGAAAACUCAGACUGAUUGUACUUGGUUUUAAGAAUGAGUGGUUGAAUUGUUUGGAGAUUGGCAGAAAUGGCUAUCAGUACCUCUUCUGCUUUGGCUCUUCACGUCUCCUUGGCUUUCACAAUCACUUCCACACCCACUGCCGGUACCAGACAUGCUCUCCCAAUUCUCAACUCCAUUGGGAAUAGGAGGAUUGUAGGGCUUGCCCGUUGUUCUCUCGGAGGAAUAUCAAAAAAAGGCCAAGGUGCAUUUGAUCCUGAUCUCCGGCCGGUGCUUGAACUUGCUACUGAUUCGGAAUUGUAUGAGCUCGAGAGAAUUCUAUUUGGUCCCAGUUACUUCAGUCCUUUGCUAAAAUCCAUUACCGGGAGGAGAGUAGACAUUGAUUAUGCCAUAAUCGAGGAAGACCUGGCAGAGCGGGAAGCUUUCAUAGAAGCUCUGGAGUCCCGAUUCCUAUUCCUUGCUGCUGAUGCCAGGUCAACUAUAAGGGGUUGGAGGCCUUCAUAUAGAAAUGUAUUGCUUGCUGUUCGGAAAAAGUUAAAUAUUCCUUGUUCUAGAAAAUUGUCAACUGAAGACCUAGAAGCAGAAAUUUUCCUUCAUCUAGUUCAAGAUUAUUCAAGUGAAGAAUCAGAUACUUUUCUAUGCUUAUGGGAAUCAUCUACGGUUACCAAUGAUCAAGGCAGUCUUGAACUUGGACCUAGGCAGUGGAAGGGACCAGCCCUUGCUGCUCGAAAACUUGGGUUAGCAGAGCUCCAAUCAAUGAUUUUGAAGAGUGGUGGAAUGUUUACAUUGUCAAGAUUUUAUCAAUUAUUUUCAAGGAAAUUAUCUGGGAAGUUGUUUCUAGAAGCUGCCAACUAUCAAGUCAAAAAGGAAGUCAUCAAGAAGGGUGGACAAUUAGCUGCGGUUAACUUGGAGUCCAGAGCAGCCUUGCUUGCAGCAAAGCAGGGUUUUGCUGGAGCCGCGUCAAGAUAUCUUGGUUUUAGGAGCAUGAUGUCAUUACUUGGUCCAUUGAUGUGGGGAACAUUUCUGGCAGAUGUUGUUAUACAAAUGCUAGGAACUGAUUAUGCUAGAAUCUUGCGUGCAAUUUAUGCUUUUGCUGAGAUUCGUGUCACUCGUACUUAUAGGCCACCAUCUGAUAAUUAUUGAAAUUUGGAGUGGAAGAUUGCGUCGAACUUUUUGCAUGUUAGAUGGAGAGCUUCAAUCGGUUCUGCUGCAGAUGUAUAUUAUCAUUAGACACUAACGGUCUCAGUUUUUUGCUUCAGAUUAGCUGUUUACUGGUGUUUCAUUAGAUCCAAUAUCUCUUGGAUAGAGUAUUAGAGCUGAAAAUCCAUUAGAUAAUGCUGUAUGCACAUUGUUCUACAUGGUCUGCAGCUUAUAUCAAAUGUCCAAUGCAGCUGGUAAAUUUGACCUA
Hevea brasiliensis (rubber tree) is the source of this 1522-nucleotide messenger RNA. RefSeq lists its product as uncharacterized. The transcript has 12 exons. NCBI's taxonomy places the organism in Eukaryota, Viridiplantae, Streptophyta, Magnoliopsida, Malpighiales, Euphorbiaceae. The coding region runs from base 184 to 1257 and encodes 357 amino acids. The record is from RefSeq and is a predicted model, not a curated record.